AAUAACCACAGAAAGACGUCUGCCUCUGACUCAGUAUGUCACAUUUAACAAGAGGCCAGAGCUUGUCCAAAAUGGCUAUCCAAAAACGACCCCACACUUCGGUUGGAAGAUGACGUCUUUUUCAGGGAUGGUUCUCUCUCCGGGCUCACAUCUUGUCUGCCUACCUGUGUCCCCGGUCAUGCCUUCCUACGGUGUCCUUUAAUGAUUCACCAGCAAGACUGUUGAAGGCGUAACUGUCCAAGAUGCCCGUCCCUCCCCCUCCGGCGCCCCCGCCCCCACCGACAUUUGCUCUGGCCAAUACGGAGAAGCCUACCUUGAAUAAGUCAGAACAGGCUGGGAGAAAUGCUCUUCUCUCUGACAUCAGCAAAGGGAAGAAACUGAAGAAGACAGUCACCAAUGACAGGAGCGCACCGAUAUUGGACAAACCUAAAGGAGCCGGUGCCGGUGCCGGUGGCGGUGGUGGCUUCGGUGGUGGAGGUGGUGGUGGCGGCGGCGGUGGUGCAAGUUUUGGAGGAGGUGGCCCACCUGGCUUGGGAGGACUGUUCCAGGCUGGGAUGCCUAAGCUGAGAUCCACAGCCAACAGGGAUGGUGAUUCUGGAGGAAGCCGACCCCCGAUUUUGCCACCAGGAGGAAGGGCCACAUCUGCCAAGACUUUCUCACCCCCAAGUGGCCCAGGGAGGUUUCCUGUGCCUUCUCCAGGCCACAGAAGUGGUCCCCCAGAGCCUCAGAGGAACCGAAUGCCUCCCCCGAGGCCCGACGUGGGCUCAAAGCCUGAUAGCGUGCCCCCUCCAGUACCUAAUACGCCAAGACCCGUUCAAUCAAAUCUGCACAACCGGGGUUCCCCACCAGUGCCUGGGGCCCCCAGGCAGCCCAGCCCUGGGCCAACCCCUCCCCCCUUCCCUGGAAACCGAGGUGCUGCUUUUGGAGGAGGCUCUGUCCGCCAGACACCUUCCAGCUCCUCCUCACCCUUCUCCAACAGGCCUCCCCUGCCCCCGACCCCCAGCAGGGCCUUGGAUGACAAACCCCCCCCUCCGCCUCCUCCAGUGGGCAACAGGCCCUCCAUCCACAGGGAAGCGGUCCCACCCCCUCCCCCUCAAAACAGCAAGCCCCCCGUGCCUUCUACCCCGAGGCCUUCCUCCUCCUCACAGGCCCCACCUCCACCACCACCACCAAGCAGGCCCGGCCCUCCUCCCCUGCCUCCGGGUUCCAGUGGCACUGAUGAAACCCCAAGACUCCCACAGAGGAAUUUGUCCCUUACUCCGUCUACAACCCCCUUACCUUCACCAGGACGAUCAGGGCCUCUUCCUCCCCCGCCCAGUGAGAGACCCCCUCCUCCGGUGAGGGACCCACCAGGCAGAUCAGGCCCUCUCCCACCACCCCCUCCAAUAAGCAGAAAUGGCAGCACAUCUCGGGCCCUGCCUGCCACCCCCCAAUUGCCGUCCAGGAGUGGAGUAGAUAGUCCCAGGAGUGGACCCAGGCCUCCUCUUCCUCCCGACAGGCCUGGCGCUGGGGCACCUCCCCCUCCUCCACCAUCAACAUCAAUUAGAAAUGGCUUCCAAGACUCUUCAGGUGAAGAUGAGUGGGAGAGCAGAUUCUACUUCCAUCCGAUUUCUGAUCUGCCACCUCCAGAGCCAUACGUACCAACGGCCAAAAUUUAUCCCAGUAAACUGGCAAGAAGUGAAAGCCGGAGUGGAUCCAACCGAAGAGAAAGGGGUGCCCCACCACUUCCUCCCAUCCCAAGGUGAUCUUUGCCGGCUCUUCUCCACCCAAGCCCAACAGCUCCUUCUGUUGUUGCUCUCCAAGGGUUGCAAACCCUCCUCCCCUUGUCUUCCCUUGUCCCCUUCAUACUGGCAGUAGGGAAGAAGGGAGGGUGACAUGGGAAUAUGUGUGUGGGGGGUGGAAAUGCAGUAAAGAAAUGCACCUAGCUUUUUAUAUUGUGUAUAUUCUCAAAGCUAUUGCCUGCUUCAGCUACAGUCCGCCAGUGUUGGCUGCUUAGGGGUCAGGAGGCUUUUGUGACAAGGUGGUAGGGAUGCAUUGUGUCCUAGCUUUCAACCAACCAAAUUCAAACAUUCACUGCUAAUUUGCUACAGACUGUAAUAUUAAAGUCCCUGAGAGCUGUUUGCUUCCAUGCCUUUUUUGCAUGCUUGUCUUUCUGUCUGAUUCCAGGAACCACAGACCACCUAAGCAAAUUGCUGCAUUCAGGGCCCACAUAAAAUUUUUCAAUUACAGGAUGUCCAAUCUUUGGCAGUCUGAGAUAAAAAAUAGGUGAAAUUAAUUUUAAUAUAUUUUAUUUAACCUUAAUACCCAAAUUACUAUCAUUUCAACCUGCAAUCAGUAUAACAGUUAUUAAUGAGAUAUUUCCCAUUCUGUUUUGGUACUAAGUCUUCAAAAUCCAGUGUGUAUACUACAGUAAGAGCACAUCCCCAUUCAGACGAGUCACAUCUCAAGUGCUCUACAGCCCCAUGUGGCCGGUGGCUACCGUUUUGGACAGCACUGGUCUAGAAGAUACAGGCUAGUGCAAAAACCUCUUGUUUCAAGAACAAAAAAGGCAAGUUGAGCUUGAGCAAUUCAAAAAAUAACUAAAAAUAAAGUUAGGACCUAACACCUUGUUUGGCAGAGAGCCUGAUCUUAUAUUUUGCUCCUUUAUUUCCCAUCUUUCCUUAUUGUGUGUAUCCAAGUGUUGCUUUACAAUACCAAGGUCAGAAAUUGAUCUAACAGGGUUUACAGUCACAUGGAAUAAAGCCAUUAGAAAGAAACUGAAAGCCAGCUGGGGCUUGGGGACUCAGAGCCAGCUGCCUUGAGCUCACCUGUCCGGGGACCCCUGCCUUGCACUUCAUUCCUCUGCCACCCAGCAGGCAUCUCCACACCCGGGGAGGCUCGUAGGCUCUGUAGCUUUGGGGGAAAGUCAGGAAAAGGUAGUUAAUUGGAAAAGUGGAGGAAGGAAGCAGGUUUGAGUUGAUGGGCAAAACUCUAAAAGUCUAAAUCUGAUGUUUAUGGGGGUUGAGAGAGAUUGCUACUACAAACUGAAGAGAAUUUGUCUUGACUCUAUCGGGAGAAUCACUUGCCUUGGAUCUAUGCAAAUAAAGCUCCAUGAAAGGACCAUAGGGAUGAGCCAGGCUUGCCCUUUUUUUUUUAUGAUUUUGUUUACAAAACUUUACUGGGACUUUAAAUCUAGCUAUAGAUUUGGGGGAAAAAUAUUUCCAUUUAGAUGUUUUAUAUGGUUGAUUAUGUUUAAAAUUACCAUUACUUAUUUUUUAAAAGCACACAGCCACAUAUGUAUAUGUAUACCUAAACUUUGUAUCAUGGUUUCAGUGUAUUGUUCAUGUAUUACUGGGAGAUGCUAACAAGAAAUCAAUCCAAAGAAAAAUUUGAAAGAAGCAUUCCUAUUUAUAGAAUAAAUAAUUGUUUCAUUUAUAUAAAAGCAAAAGAACUUAGAGUUCUAAUAAAUGGGAUAUCUAAUAAAUUAUGAAGUUACCCAUUGAAUAUAUUGUAUUUUUAUAACUUUCCUUGCCAAAGUCCUGGGCUUAAUACGUUAGAGAACUUGGUUUUUCCCCCUCUCCUCUACCAUUCAUCUGUCUUUCAUGUAGUCAUUUGGGGCCCUUUACCCAAAGGGAAUCAAGAAAUAUAAAGGUGUAACAAACUUGGCUAAGUAUUUUUAAAAAGAAUUUUUUGGGUAGUAUAGCAGCAUCAUUUUAUUUGGAAUUCUUUGAUCAGAUAUGAACAGUUGACACAAAUCCCUAUGAUAAAGCCUAAUGAGCCGCUUCAGAAAAGACGGAAUUGGGCCUUACUAGCAAAUGUGGCAGAGAAAUCUGAUCCAAAGAAUUCCGGGUUUGAAUUUUGUUAGGGCUAGUAAGCAUGGCCAAUUUCCUUGUAUAUCCCAACUUUGUAGGUACCAUCCUAAAGUCUGAAACAGAGUCACAGCUCAAAGUUGCUACUCAUCCAGGAGAGAAAAGUUUUAGAAUGUAUUUAAGUCAAUGUUUCAUUAAUACACCUAUACCCUUUCUUUGAAAGGUGGCAACCUAAUUGCAUCCAAAACUGAAUAAUUUCUAUGCUAAAAUCUUCAACUAUGGCAAAUCACAAAAAUUAAUAUUUUCCUCCUGAAAUCAGGGCUUACAUUUGGGGUUUUUUUUUCCGUCAUAUUUCCAGAUAAAUGUAUUCAAGAUGCAAUACAGUAUUAACAUUCACAUAUCAUUUUAUAUUGAAAUGUAUUACAGUAUUAAAAUUCAGUGUUUGGUAUUUAUUUCACUAUGCAUUUUAUUUAGUAGAAGCCAAGAGAAAUGUUUAAUCCAAUGGUGCCUUACUUUGUGAUUUGAAAGAAAUCAACUUUUUAUGUCUAAGUAGCAGAUUAUUUGCAUAUUUGUAAAAACUGGUAGGCCUUUAUAUUUUAACUUGUAAUACCAAUUUUGUUAUUUUAGUAGCAGAAAAUGGGAUGAUUGUUAAAGCGCCCAACAUUUUUUGGCAUGAAAUUAAUUUUUCCCUGUUUGUAGUCAGGGACAGUAAACGAAAACAUGUUUUUCAUACCACUGCACUAUGUAAACAUGCACAUUUUGGAAUCUGUGUCAUCAGGACAGUUUAAAUGGUGGGGUAGAGACUACCCUAGACAUCUGUGUCUUUGUAAGUUAGCCAGACAAUAAAUAAAAGCAGAAUGAUAAGAGUA
Messenger RNA from Ailuropoda melanoleuca (giant panda), 4657 nucleotides. RefSeq names its product WAS/WASL interacting protein family member 1 (gene WIPF1). The record is from RefSeq and is a predicted model, not a curated record. The transcript is spliced from 8 exons. Gene Ontology annotation, cellular component: actin filament. Bases 243 to 1745 code for a protein of 500 amino acids. NCBI's taxonomy places the organism in Eukaryota, Metazoa, Chordata, Mammalia, Carnivora, Ursidae. Gene Ontology annotation, molecular function: actin binding. Gene Ontology annotation, biological process: actin filament-based movement.